AUGGUCGCUGCCACUCACCCGGACCCCCCACUUCUCCCAUUGACUCCACAACCGGCAAACUAUGUGCACCCCCUCCUUUCUGCAUAUCAUAUCGACCACCUACGUGACCCGCCCUCUUCGGAUGACUCCAACAACUCCGAACACCUCGACCACCGCAUAGCGGACGAUCUCCACCAGACCGCCCCAAACGUCCCCCCCACUAACACUACCGAACCCAGACAGCGCCGCCGCCGCCGCUCCUGGCGGAUCCAGCGCCUCCCUCUUCCCACGCCAGACAUGAACACGGCACGCAUCCAACUGGACAACGUCCUCCGCCGGGAAACCCUCGAGAGUGAAGCAUACAUUGGCGACGUAGGGACACCCCCGACCCCCGACCUGCGGGUAGAUAGCCUGCGUAUUGCCACGACCAACAUCAAUAAAAACACGUACGGUAAAUUGAGAGCCGAACUGGCCACAUGGUUCCGCGCCAACGCGCUUGACUUCCUCAUCAUUGCUGACGCUGACCUGCCGGCACACAAGGCCACACAACUGUGGACGCCAUCACCCGGAGGUGCACAUACACCAAGCCUCAUGGCCAUCAGCAACCACCGAGUGAGUCUACUCUAUGACAUACAACGCUGGCACUCCCGCAUCGACGCCCGCUCCACCACAUACUCCCCAUCAGGACGUAGUCUAGCUAUCACUAUCCGCCUUGGGAAAGGCACUCUAGUUACACUACUCGGCACGUAUUGUCAAGACAACCCCGCAGCUCACAAGGAGGACACAGACCGGGAAUGGCAAUGGCUAGCACAGGCAGCUACCCGCGUCGCAGGUCCACAUCACUAUGUGAUCAUGGGAGGUGACUUCAACACCUAUGGGCCUAACCCCCUCGACCGGUCAGCCCCAACGCCACGCACUGGCGCCAACAAGGAUAUCGGCAUAGCUUUCCAGCAAUGGACGCAACGCUUGGGGCUCACCUCCACCUUCCGUCACCGCCACCCCACCCUCCAAAGGCACACCUACGCCCUCAACAACACGGCCGUUACACUCGACGAUAUCUACAUCUCGGCCCGAACAGCCCACAAAGUGGGAGCUAGUGGCAUCUGGCUGCACACUAUCAACUCCAGUGAUCACGCAGGCACUCCAUACAUGGCCCUGAACCUCUGCCCUGGCGAUCACACCCCCUCCCGGGCUUACUGGAGUCCGGCCCAUACGCGUCGUCAACACCCGCACCCUUGCCAAGGCGGAAAUUGA
Messenger RNA from Aphanomyces astaci, 1233 nucleotides. RefSeq lists its product as hypothetical. Lineage: Eukaryota; Oomycota; Saprolegniomycetes; Saprolegniales; Verrucalvaceae. The transcript has a single exon. The coding region runs from base 1 to 1233 and encodes 410 amino acids. The record is from RefSeq and is a predicted model, not a curated record. Gene Ontology annotation, molecular function: catalytic activity.